This is a messenger RNA of Xiphias gladius (swordfish), 2665 nucleotides long. RefSeq names its product solute carrier family 35 member B2 (gene slc35b2). Gene Ontology annotation, molecular function: 3'-phosphoadenosine 5'-phosphosulfate transmembrane transporter activity. The record is from RefSeq and is a predicted model, not a curated record. Lineage: Eukaryota; Metazoa; Chordata; Actinopteri; Istiophoriformes; Xiphiidae. Gene Ontology annotation, cellular component: Golgi membrane; endoplasmic reticulum membrane. Gene Ontology annotation, biological process: transmembrane transport. The coding region runs from base 241 to 1542 and encodes 433 amino acids. The transcript has 4 exons.
CCGGCACCCUUUGGUGUUGAGUACGGAGGAGGGGGCCUUUCCUGCUCAAGUGAACACUUCGGGGGAUAAGUUGAAGACAUAUACGAGCUAAAGGCGACCGGUCCGGGAGAAGCCAACCCCUCAUUAUUAAAAUACCGUUACCUGCCGGUUCCGUGGGGCUUCAUGCGCGGUUUCAGCGGAGACGUUUGAGUCUGUCGGCGUGCGUGUUGCGCCAGGUGUCGGGCCACAGAGUGUGGGAAAAUGCCAUCUUUUUCAUGGAGGGUUUGGCCCGCGCUUGUGUUGCUUCUCUUCCCUUCAACUGUGGCUGCAGAAGAGUCAUCACUACUGGAAGGCUGGCACGAUGUUUGGCUCUUCCGCUUCCUCGUCAACAUGCUGGGAUACUCCAGCAUCAUCAUCCCCGGCUACCUCCUCAUUAGCUACUUCAAGCGCACCAAUUACUUAGAAACAGGUAGUGGGAUGUGCUACCCUGUCAUAAGAACCUGCGUGUUUGGCAGUGAGGCCAAAACAGGUCUGUUGGAUGACGUGUCGGUUCCCCCCAGGAAUGAGGGAGAUUCAGGCUCGUCACUCAAACAGGCCAUGAAAUUAAUCUUUUGUGCUGCUGGACUUCAGGGAUCGUACCUGACAUGGGGGGUCCUGCAGGAGAGGGUGAUGACCCGAUCCUAUGGAGCCACGACACCAGAGGAGCAGGGAGAGAGAUUCAAGGACUCCCAGUUCUUGGUCUUCAUGAACCGUAUCCUGGCUCUUACCGUGUCGGGCCUCUGGUGCCUCCUGUUCAAGCAACCUCGCCAUGGAGCACCCAUGUACAAGUACUCCUUUGCCUCGCUCUCCAACAUCCUGAGCAGCUGGUGCCAGUACGAGGCCCUCAAAUACAUCAGCUUCCCCACCCAAGUCCUGGCCAAGGCCUCCAAAGUAAUUCCUGUCAUGCUCAUGGGUAAGAUCGUCUCCCGUAAGAGCUACGAAUAUUGGGAGUACUUCACGGCUGUGCUGAUCUCAGUGGGUGUCAGCAUGUUCCUGCUGUACAGCUCAAAUAGCAAGCAACCAUCCACUGUCACCACCUUCAGUGGGAUCAUCAUCCUCAUCAGCUACAUUGUCUUCGACAGCUUCACCUCCAACUGGCAGGACAACCUGUUCAAGUACAAGAUGUCAUCAGUGCAGAUGAUGUUCGGAGUCAACCUGUUCUCCUGCCUCUUCACCGUCGGUUCACUACUGGAGCAGGGUGCCUUCUUCGACUCUCUGGCCUUCAUGACACGUCACUCCGAGUUUGCCUUUCAUGCUGUGUUGCUGUCCGUAUGCUCAGCAUGUGGCCAGCUCUUCAUCUUCUACACCAUCAACCAGUUUGGUGCUGCCAUCUUCACCAUCAUCAUGACCCUGAGGCAGGCCAUCGCCAUCCUCCUCUCUUGUUUCCUUUACGGUCACGCUGUCACCAUGGUAGGUGGAUUUGGUGUUGCCGUAGUUUUCCUGGCACUUUUCCUACGGGUGUAUGCACGUAGCCGCAUGAAGUCAGGUCGACGGUCAGCGCAGCCGCUUGCACAGAAGGUGUAGCACUCCAAGGUCGCACCAACCUGGGAACUGAGACCACAUUUUCUGUGGCGCUUUUUGUCUAUUUGUGUGUAUCUGUUGAGUCUGUUGUUUUUUAACUGUUCUUUUCCAUUGGUUUUUAUUUUUGUUAGCAACGGUACAGAAAGGGAUUCAUCCGUUUUGACUCUUACACCAAGAUGCCCCCAAGGGGUCCAUGUGAUUUGAGUGCCUGUAAGAUUGUCUAAUACACGAGUCCCAAACGACAACAUGCAAACUGCCUCUAGUUAAACGGUAGAAUAUUUUUUCUUAAACCACAGUAUGUGGCUUGUGCGGCCAGUUUAAGGUUGCUGUGAUCCUGGAAAAGGUAUGUGAGCUAUACGGUUAAGCAUUAAUUUUCAAGAUUUUACAACCAUGCCCCUGACCUAACUUUAUGAAAGCUGACUGUUUUGCUCAAAUAUUUGGGAUAAAGACAACACUUGCUAUCCAUUAGGUUAUCAGUGAGUCACAGUAGCCAGAUGCGUAUCUCACAGUCCUCCGUGUCGGAGAGCAGUGGUCUUAGUGUCUUCAUUUGGGAUUUUAUCUUGUAAAGCUGUAAACAUAGCCUGAACACAUGGUGCAUACAUUACUGUUUAAUUUAAGGUAUAUUAACUUGUUCCAGCAGCUACAAUCUGUAAUGUAGGGUGGUAAACAAAAGUUUGUGCAAUAAAGAGAGCACUACUUACAAAAUUGUACAAUUUGGCCAUGACUUCACUGAACCAGAUGCUGCUUUUGGUACUUUUUACUCCGGGUUAUUUUAAGAUCAUCAUUUUGUUGUCAUCACAACACAGAAUUACUUCAGUUUUAAAAUUGGGCUAAAAAAAAAAUCAUGUAAAUAUAUCUCUAAGUCAUUGUUUAUGCCAACCAACUUGUCUGUUGUGUACUUUUGUAAAAGGACUGCUUCAUGUUUUCCAUGUGAAUGUUUGGGAGAAUACUGAAUGAAUGUUGACGAUGCUCAUUGUCAUCACAAGGAUGUUGGUGCAGGGGAUGGUUUGCAGAAGAGAAUGGAUACAAGGGAAAUGUAAUGUUACUGGUACCUUGUUUUUAUCAUUCAACUAUUUCCUCUUGUAACUGGAUUAUUAAUAAAACCUAUUAAAUUAACUUAAAGCUA